Messenger RNA from Beta vulgaris subsp. vulgaris (sugar beet), 1579 nucleotides. RefSeq names its product nuclear transcription factor Y subunit B-6. The record is from RefSeq and is a predicted model, not a curated record. NCBI's taxonomy places the organism in Eukaryota, Viridiplantae, Streptophyta, Magnoliopsida, Caryophyllales, Amaranthaceae. Gene Ontology annotation, molecular function: RNA polymerase II cis-regulatory region sequence-specific DNA binding; DNA-binding transcription activator activity, RNA polymerase II-specific; protein heterodimerization activity. Gene Ontology annotation, biological process: regulation of transcription by RNA polymerase II. Gene Ontology annotation, cellular component: nucleus; CCAAT-binding factor complex. The transcript is spliced from 3 exons. Bases 389 to 1183 code for a protein of 264 amino acids.
GUUCUUUUACUCCUUUUAGCGCAUUUAGAUUCAUCAUUUUGCGAAUACAUAUGUAGUAGUACUAUAUAUGAGUAUAUGUGGAAUAAGGAUUGGAAGGCGUGGCGUGUUCGAAUCUGGUAUAGCCAGCAAUGAACACUACGAACUUCCGUGUUUUGCUUUCCUUGUACCUGAUUUUUCGUCUGUUUUUCUUGUUCUUAUUGAAAAUGUUGCCUUUGAACUUGUUCAUCAUUAAGUUGUCUUCUUCUUUUUUGCGGUUUGGAAGUGUACACUUUCUAAGAUAUAUACGGGAGAACCGUAAGCGUGGUAUACCUGAGACUAUUAUUUCUCAUUUGGAGGGCUACAAAUGACCAAACAAAUAAGAGUAUGAAAGCUCAAAAAUUACCAGUAAAUGAGACUUUCAUCGGAGGCGCUACCUGCAGCUGAGAUGAACCACAUACGAGCAACUAGCAAUGGGAAAGUGGUGUCAUCCCAUGACAUGACCAAUCACAGCAGCAACAACAACAAUAAUAAUGCUAACUUUAACAAUGGAAGUCAUAGCAACCACAAUAAUCACUCAGCAUCAACUGACACCGAUAACAACGAGUGCACAGUGCGGGAGCAGGAUCGUUUUAUGCCUAUCGCCAAUGUCAUACGCAUCAUGCGCAAGAUUCUUCCACCCCAUGCAAAAAUAUCUGAUGAUGCUAAGGAAACAAUCCAGGAGUGUGUGUCAGAGUACAUAAGCUUUAUAACAGGGGAAGCAAACGAGAGGUGCCAGAGGGAGCAACGUAAGACCAUAACCGCAGAAGAUGUGCUAUGGGCCAUGAGCAAGCUGGGCUUCGACGACUACAUUGAGCCACUAACACUUUACUUGCACCGCUACAGGGAGCUGGAGGGGGAACGUGGUUCCAUCCGCACUUGUGAGCCACUCCUUAAACUGAGUAGGGCAGCCAUGGAUCAGUAUGCAGCUUAUGGACCAGUCUUUCACAUUGGACCACCGCCGCCUCAUCCUCAUCAUCCAGGCUAUUAUGGAGGGCCAGGGCCGUCAUCUGUGAAUGGAUACUUGAAAGAAGCUUCUGCUGCUGGUGUGUCUGAUACAGUUACAGUUGGGCCUCCGCAACCUCCUACUGCUGCUGCUACUGUCGCUGCUGGAGGGCCGGCUGCUAAUUCUGUUACCAGUUUCGAGCCAUAUGGUCACCACAACUAACCACUUUAAUUCCGGUGUCUUGCUGUGAGUUGCAGUACUGCUAACAUAUGGACAGGAAGUAACUAUUUUUCCUUUUGAUUUCUAGCGAUUUCCCUUUAAUUUCUUCCUUCAUCUCCCUCCCAUUGCUAAUUUGCUAAUGUUUAUUUAGUGGUAGAGGGAGAAGGAUUAGAGGAUGUUAACUGUCAAGGGUGAACAAGUUAGCCGAGUACUGUUUAGAGAUGACUGAUUUUUCACGUUUUAUUGUUUGCUAAUUCUUAUUGCUAGCUAGGACAUAUAAAAAAUUAAAAAUUAUAGCCCCCAGCGAGGAUCGAACUCGCGACCUCUCGCUUACGAAGCGAACGCACUACCACUAUGCUAUGGAGGCAAUGGUAAUAUUUAGGGUUCUUUUAUUAACAG